AUGGACGUCACCGAGAUCUUGGAAGCCCACAAGGCUCAAUUUAAGCCGAUCACUGUCGAGAAGGCCAUUCCACUUGAAUUCGAUGUCAAUUUGCUGACUGCCUUUGAUACCAAUGCCUUUGACGAGAAGAAGCUCAAAGCUGAUCCAGAAGAGUAUGUGAAGGAGCUGACACGAGACAACACACAACUGCUUGUGAAUGAAAUUUUCAAGUUGCCAGUGGAAGGAGCUGAUGCUGGUGUCCUUGCAAAGUUGCCAACACGCACCUAUCAGUUACCACGUGAGAAGCCAUUGCCCAAGGACAAGCCUCUUACUCGCUGGGAAAAGUUUGCCAAGGCCAAGGGUAUCCAGAACCGCAAGAGAGAAAGAUUCGUUUGGGACGAGGAGAAAGAACAAUACGUUCCUCGCUGGGGCUAUGGUGGUGGCCAAAAGGACAAGAUGGACGAUUGGCUUAUCGAAGUACCUCAACAUGCCGAUCCUAUGGAGGACAUGUAUGCAAAGAAGCGAGAGGAGAAGAAGGAACGUGUGGAAAAGAACAAGAAGCGUCAACGUCGCAACGAAGACGAGAACCUCGCUGCAAAGAUGGCUGGCAAGUCUCAAAUCAAGGAUUUCAAAAAGGAAGAACUCAAGGCUGCCAUUGCUGCUUCAAAGUCGGCUACUGCUUCCAUGGGCAAGUUCGAUGCCGAAGUACAACCAUCCAAGAAGAAGAAAAAGUCAAAGAAAUAA
Molecule: messenger RNA, 723 nt
Organism: Lichtheimia ornata
Lineage: Eukaryota; Fungi; Mucoromycota; Mucoromycetes; Mucorales; Lichtheimiaceae
Exons: 3
Coding region: 1-723 (240 amino acids)
Biological process (GO): ribosomal large subunit biogenesis; endonucleolytic cleavage in ITS1 to separate SSU-rRNA from 5.8S rRNA and LSU-rRNA from tricistronic rRNA transcript (SSU-rRNA, 5.8S rRNA, LSU-rRNA); ribosomal large subunit export from nucleus
Cellular component (GO): nucleolus; nucleus; preribosome, large subunit precursor
Molecular function (GO): protein binding
Source: RefSeq, a predicted model, not a curated record